Seminavis robusta is the source of this 2211-nucleotide messenger RNA. NCBI's taxonomy places the organism in Eukaryota, Bacillariophyta, Bacillariophyceae, Naviculales, Naviculaceae. The record is from the annotation of a GenBank genome assembly.
AUGAUGUUGGUAGCGGUGCUGCUGCUUAUGGGAUUGGGCCAAGACCCCGAACUAAAAGGGUGCCGUGGCAACGUAAUGCCAUCGCUAUCCCGCCGAUUAUCCAAUGGGAAGGAUACCCAUGCGACUUCGCUGCUUAUAUCACUCGAUGUACCGAGUCCUGCUGAUCAGCUACCAGAGAACAACCACCGUGGUAGUUCUGGGAAGGGGAAGGUUCAUUCCAGUCGAAUAUCAAAAGAAGAAACUGAUGCAGGUUUCCAUGGAAGCGACAAAAACAGAGGCAUAAGACCAAGACUGCGAACCCACAACCAUGAGGCGGUAGCAGGGUCGCGGGAAGAAGUUCCGGCAAUCAUCAGCAACAACCAGUUUCUUAGGGACGUGGAGAAUGGUCGAGGGAAACGGCAACAACGUGAUGGUGGGGAUACCUUGGAAGCAGCAAGCUGGCAGUCUGAACUCCCUUGGACACCGUCAUUUGCGAAACAAGAGGAAUCCAAGCAGAAGUUUCCAUUCCAAUACACAACUGAUCACAUCACCAGAAACGCAACAACAAUUACGAACAAUCAGCAAGGUUUGGCAAAGCAAUCUGAGAAUACUACAACUCAACACGAGAAAGGCUUUCGCAAAGGGACACGUAGUGAUCCAGUUCUACAACGAAGACUCCCUGGUGAUCAAGGAGCAAACCCACAGUCGCGACCAUCGUGGACUCCAAUGGUGCGACCAGCGCCUUCCAGACCACCGGCUGCUUCCCCUUUUGCUAGACCCAACAGUAACAGUGGGAGGACAGCGCCUGCAGUUCAACAGCCGGACGUGAAGACUUUCACACCCGUGAUGAUUGGGUCACCGAUGCCGGUUGAGAGCAUCACAGCCACAGCAGCGACAACACAAUCAACCAACGAAGCGACGUCCAGCUUGGAUUGUCUGUCGGACGAAGAUGGACAUUUUGGCGACGUGAAUAGUGGGGAUCAAACCGGUGUUUUCUUCUUUUAUCAAGUGGAAGCAUCGCCGGGAACCACAGAAACGCAAAUGAAUGGAGUUAUUCUGGACGAUCUCGAAAUCACAUUGCUCGAUUUCCUCAUUCCAGUAUGUUUUACUAGUUGCAGGACGUCACCAUCGACAACAGCCAGGCAGGGGAGCAAUGCGGGGGAAUUUGUGGGGCUCAGCGCCAAACCAGCCGAUUUCGUGCUCAGGGGAUUCGACUGUACGGAUAAAACCACCGAACCGUGCUUUGUAAUCAGCGGGACCAUGACAGCCUACACUGAGGGGAUGGACAGUGAGGUAGUUCAGGGUAUCAUGAGAAGGGCGAUAUGGCACGUUAUGAAUAGUGGAGCCAUUGCAGCAACAAUAUCCCGAGUGAACGGAGUCGCUCUUCUGAGUGAAUCGUUGAACCUAGCUACAUUGCCAGCAAUCACAGCCUCACCACAACUUACUAGGCGGCCCACACCGCUUCCAACAACGGAGACUCCAACACUCACUCCCACACUCACUCCCACAACAACUACACCGACGCUUACCCCGACACUUAGCCCGACAGCUGCAGAACCAUCGCCGGUGCCUUCCGAAUUGCCGACAACAGACCAGCCUAGCCGGGCAUCGACUAUGCCCACAUUGGCAAUGACAAACGAACCAUCAGCUUUGCCUUCUUCGAUUGGCGAGGCCGGCUUUACCGGCGAUCCACUUCCGGUAGCAACCAGUGUUCCUACCGGUACGUCAAUCGACCCGAACGCCAACACGUCGUCCGCGGCGAAUCUCAAUCAGACAAGCACUACAAUUGCACCAUCGACGACUCCACAAUCUGCAAACAGCACUUCGUUGAAUACCACAUCCCCUUCAAACACGGUUGCUUCGAAUGCCACCGUUGCUUCGAAUGUCACUGUUGCACCUCAGGCCACUGUUGCGCCUCAGGCAGCACCAGCCAGUGUACCAUUGAUGACCUUGCCCCCGGAAACGGAUGACGAGGAAGAGCACAAAACCGCGUUUCAAAACGUACCGGUCUGGGUCUGGGUUCUUUCAGCAUUCGCCAUUUGCAUCUGUGUCUCCUAUUCAGACACGGACAAAGAAGACGACAACGUUGUGAAUGAAAACUUGCAAAAUAUAACCCAACCAGAGCAGCAGAUGAUCCUCGAUGCAGCUGCCGAGCAAGACAGCUACAGAGAUCAUGCCCAUGACAGUGAGGCGUUCAGUUUAGAAUACCAAAGGAAACUGUAUCGCCAAUGA